Messenger RNA from Striga hermonthica, 1596 nucleotides. The record is from the annotation of a GenBank genome assembly. Lineage: Eukaryota; Viridiplantae; Streptophyta; Magnoliopsida; Lamiales; Orobanchaceae.
AUGCAGCUACCUACUAGUUUUCGAUACAGACGAAGUAGCGAACAAGAAAACCGUCGUGGAAGAGGGCGCACAUUUCGGCGAGACCCUGCCGAUAGCGAACUCUCUUUGGCCAUCCAAGAGAGUAUUGAGUCAGCGAGUGUUCCAUCGUCUAGUAUCCGGCCCAUUGCCGAUCAUGGAGAAUUUGCUGAUUUUGAAUCAAUUAUACCAGCCACUGAAUCUUUAGCUGUGACAGAUACACCUUCAAGAUACCUACAAGCCGUGUCCCAAAGUUCUAGAAGCGGAACUCUGGGAGAGUCUUCUUUUCCUCCUCUGCCUGUGGCUCCUGCAAUUAAUCAACAGAAUUCGCAUCCUGAUGUCCCUUCCAAGAAAACAAUGGCGGCCCAUCUCCGUAGCAAGGUCAACAAGAAGGUGCAUCCUGCCGCCAGUUCAUCAUCUCCUGCUUGGCCUGCCGUUACUCGGGCCCCUUCCCCUGCACAGCCUACAAUUAAUCCUCACGCUUGGCCUGCAGUAAAUUCUGUUUCUGGGCCUGUAUCUAGUUCUGGGCAGAGCAGACCGGCAGUAGAAACUGGAGCCACACCGUCUGCUAGUUCUUUGAUUUCAUCAAAGGCUUCUGGGAGCACGAGCCGCAUGACACAUUCCUCAUCCGCCCCUAAUCUUUCUGAACGUGAACUUCUCAGCACAACAGUAACCGAUUUUCCUCCAGUUUCAGCUGCCUCAGCACAGACACGCAAGCCUCAGCCACCUGCUGUGGAUCAAGCUUUGAAGGUGGAAAAUGUUCACACGGCGAACAAAUCCCUUGUGGAGAAAAUGCGUUCUGCUCUGGGGUUUGAUGAGGACAAAUUCACUGCCUUCAAAGACAUAUCCGGUGAAUACCGCCAAGGCUUAAUGGAUGCGGAGACAUAUCUAUCGUGUGUUGACCAGUUUGGUCUGUCUCAUCUUGUUCCGGAGAUGGCCAGGCUCCUGCCUAAUGCCCCGAAGCAGAAGGAGCUAAUGGAUGCCUACAACCUGAAUAUGGCGUACAGUACCUCGAGGGACACUAUCUCGAGUGACAGUGUAAAACAUGGGAAUGGGUCCAAGAAAGGAAAAGGAAAGGCUGUGGAAUCACCCAGCAGCUCUGUCAAAAACAGUUUUGCCGACAGUGUGAUAAACACUAUAAAUCAGCUACAGUCGAGCUACAGCCAAAGCACUGGAGAAGAGGUUGAGGUUUUGUCGAAGGACGGAUACCGAGGCAGCAAGGCCAAGUCAAAGGUCUUGAUUGACGAUACAGCGAGUGGGGCCGCCGAGUCUACAAAGUCAAGGAGCCAGGUUGACCCAUUACCUGCUGGCAGUGGGGCAACCAAUCAAAAUGCAGGUAUUGGAGAUGGGAAAAGCAAGAAGUGGAAGAAGACAUCGAAGUUCCACAGGGUCCGACUUGGUGAUGACUCUGUUGAAGCAUUCCUGGAUUUGAAAAGUGCUGAGCCAGAGCCGGAUCCUGUACCCAAUGGAAAGGAAGGUUCCUCAGGCAGGCCAAAUGACAGCUUGCCGGUUCGUGGAGUGUGGAAAAAUGGUGGAGGUCAGAAGCUACUGGGAAUGACUUCUAGAGGUUCUAAAAACUGA